Molecule: messenger RNA, 2050 nt
Organism: Choloepus didactylus (southern two-toed sloth)
Lineage: Eukaryota; Metazoa; Chordata; Mammalia; Pilosa; Megalonychidae
Gene: CHRNE
Product: cholinergic receptor nicotinic epsilon subunit
Exons: 12
Coding region: 1-1479 (492 amino acids)
Biological process (GO): signal transduction; regulation of membrane potential; chemical synaptic transmission
Cellular component (GO): synapse; neuron projection; postsynaptic membrane
Molecular function (GO): acetylcholine-gated monoatomic cation-selective channel activity; transmembrane signaling receptor activity
Source: RefSeq, a predicted model, not a curated record
AUGGCAGGGGCUCUGCUCUGCAUCCUGCUCUUCUUGGGGCUCCUCGACAGGGGCGAGGGGGAGAAUGAGGAGUUGCGUCUUUAUCACCAUCUCUUCGACAACUACGAUCCACAAAGCCGACCCGUGAGGGGGCCCGAGGACAUUGUCACCGUCUCCCUCAAGGUCACCCUGACCAACCUCAUCUCGCUGAACGAGAAAGACGAGACCCUCACCACCAGCGUCUGGAUCGGAAUCGAUUGGCAGGAUUACCGACUCAACUACAGCAAGGCCGACUUUGGGGGCAUAGGAACCCUGCGGGUGCCUUCCGAACGCGUAUGGCUGCCAGAGAUCGUGCUGGAAAACAACAUCGACGGCCAGUUCGGCGUGGCCUACGAAGCGAACGUGCUGGUCCUCGAGGGCGGCUCCGUGAGCUGGCUGCCCCCGGCCAUCUACCGCAGCACCUGCGCCGUGGAGGUCACCUACUUCCCCUACGAUUGGCAGAACUGCUCCCUCGUUUUCCGCUCUCAGACGUACAAUGCCGAAGAGGUGGAGUUCAUCUUUGCUGUGGACGAUGAUGGCGAGACCAUCAACAAUAUCGAGAUCGACACUGAGGCCUACACCGAGAACGGAGAGUGGGCCAUCGACUUCUGCCCCGGGGUGAUCCAGGAAGGUGACUCCGCGGACGGCCGGAAGUACACUGACGUCAUCUACACGCUCAUCAUUCGCCGGAAGCCCCUCUUCUACGUCAUUAACAUCAUCGUGCCCUGCGUGCUCAUCUCGGGCUUGGUGCUGCUCGCCUACUUCCUGCCCGCGCAGGCCGGCGGCCAGAAAUGCACGGUCUCCAUCAACGUCCUGCUCGCCCAGACCGUCUUCCUGUUCCUAAUUGCCCAGAAGACCCCCGAGACGUCUCUGAGCGUGCCGCUGCUGGGCCGGUACCUAAUUUUCGUCAUGGUGGUCGCCACGCUCAUCGUCAUGAACUGCGUCGUCGUGCUCAACGUGUCUUUGCGGACGCCCACCACUCACGCCGCGGCCCCGCGGCUGCGUCACGUUUUGCUGGAGCUGCUGCCGCGCCUCCUGGGCUCCGGCCCGCCCCCGGAGGCCCCGAAGCGCAGCUCGCCCCCGAGGCGAGUGUCGUCGGUGGGCAUCCUGCUGCGCGCCGAGGAGUUGAUCCUGAAAAAGCCGCGGAGCGAGCUCGUGUUCGAGGGGCAGCGGUACCGGCACGGGGCUUGGACGGCAGCUGCUCUCUGCCAGAGCCUGGGCGCCGCCGCCCCCGAAAUCCGCUGCUGCGUGGAGGCGGUGAACUUCGUGGCCGAGAGUACGCGAGACCAGGAGGCCACCGGCGAGGAGGUGUCCGAGUGGGUGCGCAUGGGGAAGGCCAUUGACAACAUCUGCUUCUGGGCCGCGCUGGUGCUCUUCAGCGUGGGGUCGGGCCUCAUCUUCCUCGGGGGCUCCCUCAACCGAGUGCCCAGCCUGCCCUUCCCCCACUGCAUGCGGGUCUGAGCCCCCGCUUGGGGCUCCGCCUUCCACACCCGCCUCCAGGAAGAAGAAAAACUGCGACCACUGCUCCAUUAGGUUCCCUUCCCGUUGCUGAUGAUAAAUCUGCAUUGUCUUCUCAAGUGCGGCGGUCUGCCCACCGCACAGGGGCGGGCUUUUGGGUGCCAAUCCUCCAGAAAGCAGGGAUCACCCUCAACCCAGCCUUGCGGCCCUCCCAGCAUUCCUCGGCCCCUCCCGCACACACCUGCAGCACUUGGAACUUCUGUCUUUAGCCAUUUGAUAGCCAGGCAGUAGGAACCCUUUGGAGGAUGUCCCCCCACCCUCACCUCCCGAGGCUGGAGAAAGGAAGACCCUUCCUUCUCUGGCCUGGCCCUGCUGGGGGGGCAGGGACCCCACAUGUUCACAGGUUUGAGGAUGAAGAUGCCUUGACCCUCCAUCAGUCACUUCUGGGUUUUCUUGGCCGAGCAGCCCCCACCCCACCCCAUCUUGUCCCCUUCAUCCCAGCUGUGCGCCUGGCUCUCCUCAACUAGUAUCAGGGAUUGUGAGACACAACAGAAUAAAAUGGGGCCCAAAAUGG